AGGUGCUAUAGGCGGAAGUUGUGAUUUCUAGAAACAUUUCCAACGAUCCUGAAGACUUUAUCACAUAAUUCUGGACUUAAGACAAGCAUCAUUGGAGUAAAAGAACAACUUAAAGAUCAAAAGUUGAUGUCCAAUAACUUUCAAGAAAUACAAAGAUAUAUAUAACAUAUGAUGCAUCAUAACUUCUGAGAAAUUCAACAGUCCAUUUAUAUAACAUACAGUAUACCUAACUUUUGAUUGGACAAGAGCUGUCACCAAAGACUAUAAUUAUAAUAAACAUGCCAGAUGACCUAUACAUUGCAGUUGUAUGCUCCAGUAACCAGAACAGGAGUAUGGAAGCUCAUAAUUUUUUGAACAAAAAGGGUUACAGGGUGAGGUCAUUUGGAUCAGGCAGCCAUGUCAAACUCCCAGGUUCAGCAGCGGAUAAGCCAAACAUCUAUGAUUUCAAUACGACAUAUGAUGAAAUGUACCGGGAUUUAAUUUCUAAAAAUCCAGAACUUUAUACACAAAAUGGCAUACUUCACAUGCUUGAUCGGAAUCGUCGGAUUAAACCACAUCCUGAACGAUUCCAAGGAUGUAAAGAAAAAUUUGAUGUCAUUAUCACGUGUGAGGAGCGCGUUUAUGAUCAGGUUAUAGAAGAUUUUGAUAGUCGAGAAAAGGGGACUGAAAAGGCGGUUCAUGUACUCAAUAUAAACAUUACUGAUAAUCACGAAGAUGCUACGAUUGGUGCGUUUAUGAUAUGUGACCUUGUCGCUAUGUUACAAGAUACUGAAGAUUUGGAUGAUGAAAUUGAUGAACAGUUGCAGGAAUUUGAACAUAAAUGUGGCCGCGAAUUGCUUCACAUAGUGCAAUUCUAUUGAUGUUUUCAGCUUUAGGCAUGUUAAAUAUCAAAUAAAUUCUUUUCCACAUUCAAUGUGAAAGAAAGUGAAUCUACCAGGAAUUAAACAAAACUGAACUUUGCCUUGAGCAUGAUGCUUCACAAAAUAUUUUUUUAAUAAAUUUAUUAUAUAAAUAUUAAACAACAGCCAUGCAGUGCAACAUCUGUCUCGCUUUCAAAAUAAAUAUGUACACACACAAUAUGUAACUGUGGUAUAUCUGCUCAUUAUCGUUUCAACAUCUUGAAAAAUAGGGAGACCCUGAGCCUUGUAUUAUAGAUUGUAAAACGCCAUAACUUAAGGGUCACACAGGGGUGCCAUACAAUGCAAGUUAUAAACACAUGUAGCAAUCCAUAUGCCAAAAGUAUACAGUUAUUCUCAUUGAAUCAGUAUCAAACCAUUGUUGUUCCUAUUUGUUAAGAAGUACAUGUAGUUUUGGUUUGGUAUUUCCUGAUGCGUGUCUCAAUAAUAUUUGAAUUUUAAAGUACAGUAAAGCCUGCACAUGUGAACACCUUUGGUACUUGAAAAAAGUGUUCCACUGAGACAAUGUCAGAGAAGUUCAUUUUGUACCACUGUUUCAGGAAGUGUUCUACUCAAAAGUGGAAGUGUUCCACUUACAGAGAUUCUCUACAAAAGUGGAAGUGUUCCACUUACAGAGAUGGUCUACCAAAGUGGAAGUGUUCCACUUACAGAGAUGUUCUACAAAGGUGGAAGUGUUCCACUUACAUGGUGUUCUGAUUUACAGGUUUCACUGUACAUACAUACAAGUCCUACUUAUAGAUGUCUCUUGAUAAUUGAUUGUAUGUUUGGUGUA
Molecule: messenger RNA, 1689 nt
Organism: Owenia fusiformis
Lineage: Eukaryota; Metazoa; Annelida; Polychaeta; Sabellida; Oweniidae
Source: the annotation of a GenBank genome assembly